CUCGUGCGUAUCUUACCGUGGAUGUGACAUUCAAUGAUGUUAAAGGAUACGUUCAAGUCGUUGAUGAAAUGCCGUUUCGUGUGCAUCUAUUUUCGGAACCACAAAUCGAACGAUAUAUCAGUACAAAAGAUAAUAAUGAGCAAAAGGAGAAUAAUAAUGACGAUGAUGAUGAGGGAAUGAUAAUCGAUCUGGAUGAAGAACAUGGGAGCUCAUUCAUACGCUUGAAUCAAAAUUGCGAUGAGCAAAACUCAACCCAUGUUACUAACGAAGAUGGUGUUGUGUUGUUUCUUAAACGAAUAUUACAUUUUUUAUUAACGUUACAAUCUAUGUUUUUUGUUUCUGAAACUGCCGUAUCCUAUGUUGCAUUAAGUUUAUGUGAUAUCUUGGAAUGGGCAGUGGAUCAUGUUGAAGAUCUUAGAAGAUGCAUUGAGUAUAUAAGAAAACUGUCAAAUGUUCCGUCUCGAUUAACGUUAGCAGAGAAUUGGUAUAGUUAUAAUCCUCCUAAAAGUCGUACUAUUACAAUCCCACAACAAAAUAGCGAAGAUUUGUUGAUUAACUAUAGUUAUGUUUCGUUCACUGAUGCGUUAAGGUAUUUCUUAAAACUACCUGAAGUUCAAGCUGAUUUGAACGAAUUAUCGAAAAGAUCAUCCACAUAUCCAGUCAUGUUAGAUAUUCAUGAUGGUGAAUUUGCUCAAACACAUUCGUUUUUUAAGAACCGUGAUGUUGUUAAAAUUGAACUUUCUUCUGAUGGUUUAUGCAUAACAAAUGCAAUAUCUAAUCAUGUUCACAAAAUCUUUUUGUUUUACUGGAGUUUAAUGAAUUUACGUCGCGAUCAUCGUUCUAGCCAGGCUGCAACACGGUUAAUCGUUGCGAGUCCCGAAGAGAAUUUAUCAGCAGAUGUUUUACAACAAAUUACCGCUGAUUUUGUGCAUGCAUUACAGAAAAUGGGCAGAGAUGGACUCGAGGUUAUUAUUAAUGGUGUAAAAAAAGUUUAUCAUGUUGCCUUAUUCAUAACACUUUGGGGAUUAUCCGGCACAACAAGCUUUACACGGAAGAAAAGAAAGCGUGUCCGCCUUCAAAUUUUGUCCAUGUUGUAA
This is a messenger RNA of Didymodactylos carnosus, 1097 nucleotides long. The record is from the annotation of a GenBank genome assembly. Lineage: Eukaryota; Metazoa; Rotifera; Eurotatoria; Philodinida; Philodinidae.